AUGGACCCACCCGCUCGCUGGGUGCGCUGGUGUAUUAGCCUAAUCCCGCCGAAGUGUCCCGUUAAUCCCGGCGUGAGCUCCGUCCGUCCUGCACUCACAUGGAUGAAGAUCCAGACUGGUGAUGUUACCUGCUGUGAUGGAACCAAACCCUGCAGAGUGGAGCAGAAGCUUUCAGACACACUCCGAGUUUCUGUACUGAGUCACAUCAUGUCGGGAGCGCACAUGCUAGUGUGGAUCGUCCUCGUACUCUCCGCAGAAGCUGCGAGCCAGAACGACGCCUGCGACAGCGAGCCUUGCCGAAACGGUGGCGUGUGCAUCCCGACCCGAGGCGACUACACAUGCAGCUGCUCUAAAGAACCCAGAAGCGGGCGUCUAUACGGAGGCCCGAACUGCACCGUGGCGCUGCGCGGCUGUGAGCACCACCUUUGCCGGAAUGGCGCCACCUGCUGGCCUGUUCUUAGCGGUGGACAGCAUCGCUACAGCUGCUCCUGCGCUGAGGGAUUCACUGGCUCCAGGUGCGAGAUCUCCACCACGUUCUCCUUCGAGAACAGCGGCUUCCUGUACGUCCGGGGACCCGCCGGGGACGCCGCGGACCUUCUGAGCGCCACCCUGAGCUUCCGGACGCUGCAGCGGAGUGCCACCCUGCUGCAGGGCACCGUGGACGACCACGCCCUCUCGCUGCAGCUGAGAAGUGGGCGACCGCGCCUGGUGUUGCGGCGGACUCAGGACUUCCACCCGGACCCCGUGGAGCUUCCCCGGGACAUCGCGGACGGUCGCUGGCACACGGUGCAGCUGUUCCUGCACAGUGAUGCGUUUGGGCUCAGUCUGCAGGAUCCGUCGUGCACCUCAGCAUCCUGCCACCGUGAGGCACCGGUGGAAACAGAACCGGGUUCUGGAUCGGGUCUGAACGGUUCCGGGCGGAUUCAGGGCGUGUUUAUAGGAGGAAGCGGGGAGGUACCAGCGCGCCCGGAGUCGUUCUUCCUCGGCUGCAUGAGGGACAUCCAGGUUCAGUCUCGGGCGGUGGUCCCCAGCUCAGGGGUCGAAGGUCAGCAGGUGAACGUGAGUCUGGGAUGCAGGGAGGGUGACGGGUGCGAGAAGCGACCCUGCGGGAACAGAGGGAGGUGCGUCGGACAGGGGUGGAGGAAACACAAGUGCGAAUGUCAUCGACCGUACAGAGGAGACGCCUGCUUACAAGAGUUCUCGGUGGUCAGGUUUGGAGGUGAGGGUGCAGAAAGCUUCGCUGUGUUUGCGGUCGACGAAGAGUCCGGCGACUCCUUCGUGGUCUCCAUGUUCGUUCGUACCCGCCGCCUGAGCGGGUUCCUCCUCGCGUUCUCCAACAGCACCGGCAGCUACCUGAACGUGUGGCUGGAGGGGGGGAAGGUCAGAGUUCAAGCAGGCAGCUCUGAGAGCGUGCAGGGUCACGAGAGCGUCAGUGAUGGACGUUUCCACCUGGUGAGUGUCCGCGUGGAGCCUGGGUCUGUCAGGCUGGAUCGGUCGGGCGGGACGCUGGUGGCUCCGCCGGGUCUGAGGAUCCGGUCAGGUGACGUGGUUCGAGUCGGAGGCCACGAGGACCGUGAUGCAUCGUUAGCGUUCGGCGGCUAUUUCAAGGGGUGUGUACAGGACCUGAGGGUGAACGAGCAGCCUCUGCUGUUUUACCCGGUUAUUGGGUUGGUUAGUUCCUACAUCCUCGAGAGAAAGGUGGAGGUCACGCCCAACUGCACCGCCGACGACUCCUGCAGGACUAACCCCUGUCUGAACGGCGGUGUGUGUUACUCCGUCUGGGAUGAUUUCACCUGCAGUUGCCCUCCCAAUACAGCAGGGCGGCGCUGUGAGGAGCUGAGGUGGUGCGAACUGUCUCCGUGUCCUCCUGCUGCAGUCUGUCGAUCACACGGUGCAGGAUUUGACUGUGUUCUGAACGUGACGCUCCGUGAGGGAGCCGGGGACCGCGCCCUGACCUACAGGGGUAACGGGGGGGUCCGGCGCCCCCUCCGCAGCGUUUCGGUUCGUUUCCGGACGCAGAGACGCUUCACCACGCUGCUCCACGCCGCCAGAGAAAACAGAUUCAUCACCGUGGCGAUACAGGACGGGCGGCUGGUUCUGGAGCUUCGGGGCGGCUCGGGUUCCUCCUCCGUCCGUCUGCAGAGCCGGUGAGGAACCGAUGAUGGAAACUGGCACAGCGCCACCUUGACCAUGGUCGACCCCUCUGCACCGGCGUCCGAAUGGUCGAUGGUGCUGGACGAGCGGCAUAACGAGAGCUCCGUCUCCUCCAGCGUUUCUGGAGACCUGAGCUUCCUCAGGGAGGGCGUGGACAUCUCGGUCGGGGGCGCUGAUCCUGACUCCGGUGCGGAUUUCGACGGAUGUCUGGGUUCGGUGGAGAUCGGCGGCCUUCUCUUACCGUUUCACUCCGAGUCCGAGCUGGGCGUGACCAGGCCUCAGGAGGAACGCUUCUUAAAAGUAUCCGGAACGCCGAACGCCGGCUGCCGGGGCGCGAAGGUGUGCGAUCCGAACCCCUGCCGGAACGAGGGUCGGUGCGAGGACCUGUUCGACCUUUUUAGAUGCCGCUGUGCUGAUAGGUGGCGCGGCCGGCUCUGUGAGGACGGAACCGACGCCUGCGGCUCCAACCCGUGCGUACGUGGAUCCUGUGUCCCGGCCGGUGAAGGGUACGGGUGCGUGUGUGAGCCGGGUUACGCCGGCCAGCGGUGCCAGGAAGAAAAGGACGUUUGUGAGGGACACGGGUGCCGUAACGGUGGAACCUGCCUGCGGGGACUCGGGCGGUACGCCUGCCUCUGCCCGAGAAACACCACGGGAGCGCACUGCCAAGAGCGAGUGCCGGAGGCGCCGUGGUACGUGGACCGAGUUCCGUCGCCCACGCUGCCGGUUAUGGUGUGUGGGAACGAGAAGUGGAAUUACAGCUGCUUUCAUGGCGGGAACUGCUCAGCGUCUCAGGACGUGUGUGACUGUCCGCCUGGUUUUACCGGACAGUGGUGCGAGCUGGAGGUGAACGAGUGCGCCUCCGACCCCUGCAUGAACGGCGGCUUCUGCCGGGAUCUGGUGAACCGGUUCCAGUGCGUCUGCGAGCUGAGCUUCGCCGGCGAGCUCUGCCAGAUCGACGUCAGCGACUUCUACCUCUACGUCUUCCUGCUGAUGUGGCAGAACAUCUUCCAGCUGCUGUCCUACCUCAUCCUGCGGCUGGACGACGAGCCCGAGGUGGAGUGGAACGCCGCCAACGACGACUGACCCACAAACAAUGACAACUGACAGGGGUGUGUGUGGCAUGGCCAAAAGUAUGUGGACACUUAACAUACAGGAUUCCAACAGUUUAGGGAGGGUUCCUUAGUGUUCCUGUUCCACAAUAACAUGGU
Molecule: messenger RNA, 3362 nt
Organism: Trichomycterus rosablanca
Lineage: Eukaryota; Metazoa; Chordata; Actinopteri; Siluriformes; Trichomycteridae
Gene: crb1
Product: crumbs cell polarity complex component 1
Exons: 9
Molecular function (GO): calcium ion binding
Source: RefSeq, a predicted model, not a curated record